AUGGCAUCAUCGUCUUCUUCUUCAACCACAUUCUGCACCCUCAAGUUUCACUCCAAAACACCAAUCAACAGUAACAAAACUUUCUCUCUUCCACGGAUUCUUCACAUGAAGCAGCAAGAGGAAGACAACAACAACCCCACCCAUCAAAUCAAUCGCAGACAACUCAUAUUGAGAAGCAGCGAAUUAGCAACCAUUGGUGCCAUCUUCAAUUUAAGUGGAAAAAAGCCUGAAUAUCUUGGAGUUCAGAAAAGUUCAUCAGCAUUGGCUCUAUGUCCAGCAACUAAGAAUUGUGUGUCAACCUCUGAGAAUGUCGGUGAUCUCAUCCACUAUGCUCCUCCUUGGAACUAUAACCCUGAAGGCAGGAAAAGUCCUGUGAGCAGAGAAGAGGCAAUGGAGGAACUAAUAGAAGUGAUAGAAUCAACAAGACCGGACAAGUUUACACCAAGAAUAGUUGAAAGGAAAGAAGACUAUGUUCGAGUUGAGUAUCAAAGCUCAAUCUUAGGGUUUGUAGACGACGUUGAGUUUUGGUUCCCACCGGGUAAAGGUCCGAUCGUAGAGUAUCGAUCUGCAUCAAGGUUGGGAAACUUUGAUUUUGAUGUUAAUAGAAAAAGAAUCAAGGCACUAAGACAAGAGUUGGAAAAGAAAGGAUGGGCAUCUCAAGAUACUAUAUGA
Vicia faba (fava bean) is the source of this 672-nucleotide messenger RNA. The record is from the annotation of a GenBank genome assembly. NCBI's taxonomy places the organism in Eukaryota, Viridiplantae, Streptophyta, Magnoliopsida, Fabales, Fabaceae.